CGGCCGUGCGGUGGGCUGCAGAGCGGGCCCGUGCGUGGGCCGCGGCCGGCGGGCGAUCCUGGGGGUGGGGGCGGGGAGGCGCCCGGGCCGCCGGCUUCUCACCAGGAAGCGCCUGGUUUCGUCUCUGUCCUGAACGCGCGCCGGGACUGGGGCCAUAACAGAGAACUGGGUUGGAAAUGGAGUCGCCUGGACUUGAUACCAGCACUGCAGGUGGCGGCUUUACCUGCUGUGCCACAGUGCCAACCCCCAAAGAAUAUUUUGAGGUACUAAUAGAGGAACCUGUUACCACAUGUCUUUCUCCCUCAGUGUAUGACAUUAUUUGUAAAGUUGGUUUUGAAGUCAAAGAACUUUGUGCUAUCAAUAGCGUUGUAUCUCAGAGUGGUGAAGUGUAUUGGAAGACAGUCACAGAGUGUUUGAGAUAUGCAGAGUCAGACCAAGACCUGGAUUACUGGGGAAGUGUGCGGCUGCUGGGCCCUGUAUGUGAAGCCGUCCAUCUACAUUUCUUAUCUCUGACUAAGGGACAGUUUGAAACUCGAUAUGCUCCGUCACUCCAGUGGACGGGUUUUUCAGAGUUAUUUCCUGAAAUAUUUGACUCCUUGAAAAGUCUACAAUCGCCUGCUAUUUCUCUUAGCUUAAUGAAACUGACAUCAUGUCUAGAACGAGCCUUGGGUGAUGUGUUUUUACUGAUUGGGAAAGAAUGUCCCUUUCUCUUAAGAGAUCUGCUUGCCUCUGAGGAGCUUGCCCAGGUCUUCGGUCAGUCUGUGGUGGAUGUGCUGAAAGUCUUCAUUGGCUCUCCACGGGGACUCAACCUGCGGAACAUCUUGUGGCAUGGAUUUGCAUCACCCCGAGAGGUUCCUCCAAAAUACUGUUCAAUGAUGAUGCUGUUGACAGUAGGAUUGGGACAGUUACUGAAGAGUUUCCUUCAACAAACCACAUUUACGUUGACACAUCGAUCCCUCAUAACUCUUAGGAACCUAGAGGAGUUGAUUGUUUUUCCUGAUGUUCCUUAUGAAGUACUUUCAGUGUUAGAAGAAAUCAUGAAAAAAUCCUCUUUUAUAUUAAAAGUCAUGUUACCAUACUGGGAAGCUGCGUUGGUCAGGUUCAGGUCACACAGGUUUGCUGACUGUGCCAUACUGUUAUUGACACAACUGGAGACUGGACUUAGGAAAGUUUUUGCUACAGUUAACAAAUGUCCCAAAAGACUGCUGACUGCUGAGUCAACAGCUUUUUAUACCACCUUUGAUGAUGACUUUCUCUGGGAUUUCCUGAACCAUCAGGAGGGUCCCCGGAUAAGAGAUCACUUAAGCCAUGGGGAGAUCAACUUACCUGAAUUUCCAAAAGAAGUGACCAAUCAGUUGCUUGGAUUUUCUGUUGUCCUUUUACUGAGGUUUGUUGAUGAAGAGCUGUCAGCAGUUUAUAAGGAAAAAGCAUCAAUAAAGUCAUUGAUAAGUCUUGCAGAAGGCUAUAGUUCUCACUGCCAUCCGAUUUCCCAGCUUAAAAAGCAGGUGCUGAGCUGUGAGGAGAAGAUCAGGAUCUGGCCUCUGCUGCCUUUGCCCGAGGAGAACACUUGGGAAGCAGGCAGAUUAGAAGGUGAUGCUGAAGCAAGUGCCUGCAACUCUUUGAUUACGCAGAUUCUGGAAGAGCUGUACCGCCAUGCGCCCGAACAUUGUGUGUGUGGGAACUCACAGUAUUCUGCCCCUGAGAAGUGGCACCGGCUGCUCGGUGAACUCUGCCGGAUGCGUGUUCCCACGCUGUUCUGCCCCAGGAAUGUCGUUGAGGUGCUGGUUGUGCUGCGAAGCAUCUGCUCCCAGUGCCAGCGCGUGUCUGGCCAGGUGAUUGCCUCUGCAGAGCUGAGGCACAGGCAGUGGCUGGAGAGGAGGCUGCGGUCCCGCCAGCGGCAGAACUACGUGCGCAUGGCGAGCAGUAUCAGGCUUCUGUCUCCUGUGCUUUACCUGAUGUUACUGCUCAUUGCGCUGGAAUUGGCUAACAUUCAUGUGGUUCUUGGAAAAGAUACUUCUGAAUAUCAGCACUACCUCAGGUUCUUAAAAUCCAUCCUGCAGUACACUGAGAACCUGGUGGUCUACACCAGCCAGGACAAGAACAAGUGGAAUGAAGCUGUCAGUCUUACACAUACAGCUUUGUUGAAGAUUUGGACUUUCAGUGAGUCGAAACAAAUGUUAAUACACCUAGCUAAGAACCCGCAAGUGAAGUAGUCUAGUGGAAGCAUGUGUAAGUAGGGUGCUGUUGGUUCUAACAGAGCCCCAGUGUGAGCGGCCAGCAGGAGUGCAGUGGGUUGCGGGGACGUGAUCGGCCCAGGCUGUCUUUCCCCACAGUUGUCGGAUUCGCCCUCCCUGGGCUGUCGAGCUCGGGCGGGCUGCUGUCUUGAUCACACGGCUGCAGCAACCUUGGCUGUGCGGCCCCGGAAGAUGCCACUCGGAGGACGGCAGAGCCACCCUUCACUCACUGGCUUCCCUGUGGCCAGCACCCAGACGUCCACCCUGGCCUGCCACGGGGCGAGAAGCAUGGACUUGGGCCAUGAGGGCCCAUCGCUGGAGCUGGGGAUGCAGUGGGUGCCGUGAGGCCUUGCGGGCAAGCCCUGGGGUGGGGCGGUUCCUGGAGGGUGAGGCCUGUGGGCUCAGGUGCCUCAGAGAAUCGUGGCUGCUCCUUAUCUGCCCUCGAACCUCCUUGGCACGUGGAGCCUGCAGCUGUCCAAGGGAGGAUGUGCUGGGACGUGCAUUCGGCUCUAGGGAGCCCCUUGGGGUGGUGGAUGCCAUGUGACAACAGACAGUCGGGCACGUGCUGUCCACUCCUUUGUCAGCUCACACCUAACCGCCCCCCACCCCACCCCCUUAAACCAUACUUCCAGGUAAAAGUAAAAACAGUGUGCUCCCA
Oryctolagus cuniculus (rabbit) is the source of this 2892-nucleotide messenger RNA. The record is from RefSeq and is a predicted model, not a curated record. Lineage: Eukaryota; Metazoa; Chordata; Mammalia; Lagomorpha; Leporidae.